AUGCAAAUGUGUCAAUACUGCAACACUGCAGGAUCCAGAGAUGAGCAUCACCACCCCAACGCUCUCUCCGACACCACCACCAUCCCCAUCGCAGAUGUCUCGCUCUGGGCGGUUGGAGCGGUCCAAUCUGUGCUCUGCUUUGAAGGCGCUCUGGAUGAAAAGAGGUUGAGGAAGGCUGUGGGGCUGUUGUCGGGUGUGUGGCCGACCUUGGCUGGACGGUAUGAGAGGUUGAGACUCACGUCUUCUCUUAUACCCUUCGAGACCCCAACCAUCGAAUCAGACCAGGCUUUCCCCGACAAACACGUCGUGCAGCCCACUCUCAGCCCCUUCCUCCCGCCCCUCGGCAAAAACUACCAUCUCCCCAAUACCGACGCCCACCUCUUCUCUGUCCGCCUCACCACCCUCCUCCCCAGCGGGAAAUCUGUCCUAGGCGUAGAGACGAGCCAUGUCUUUUAUCGACGGUGA
This is a messenger RNA of Cryptococcus wingfieldii CBS 7118, 465 nucleotides long. RefSeq lists its product as hypothetical. NCBI's taxonomy places the organism in Eukaryota, Fungi, Basidiomycota, Tremellomycetes, Tremellales, Cryptococcaceae. The coding region runs from base 1 to 465 and encodes 154 amino acids. The record is from RefSeq and is a predicted model, not a curated record. The transcript has 2 exons.